GCCUCGCGCUUCCGCCGCUGCCCGGCCUGAGGAGGGAGGCGGGUUGGGGCGCUUUGCCCAUGCGCUGAAGUGGCCGCUGCGGGGCUGGAGAAGCGACAAAGGAGUUGAUGGUGCGGCUGGAGCGGCCCGGGCAGAUCCCAACGAGAAAUGGCAUUCGUUUCCACGCAGGGACCCACCGUGGUUGACCAAACCACAUUAAUGAAAAAAUACCUCCAAUUUGUGGCAGCCCUAACAGAUGUCAAUACACCGGAUGAGACUAAAUUGAAGAUGAUGCAAGAAGUCAGUGAAAACUUUGAGAACGUGACGUCAUCCCCUCAGUAUUCCACGUUCCUGGAACACAUCAUCCCUCGAUUUCUUACUUUUCUUCAGGACGGAGAAGUCCAGUUUCUGCAGGAAAAACCAGCCCAGCAACUGAGGAAACUGGUUCUGGAAAUAAUCCACAGGAUACCAACAAACGAACACCUUCGUCCACACACCAAAAAUAUUCUUUCUGUGAUGUUCAGAUUUCUAGAGACUGAAAAUGAGGAAAAUGUACUGAUUUGUCUGCGGAUAAUUAUAGAACUGCACAAACAGUUCCGACCGCCAAUUACUCAGGAGAUUCAUCAUUUCUUGGAUUUCGUGAAACAGAUUUACAAGGAACUCCCCAAAGUAGUGAAUCGAUACUUCGAGAACCCUCAAGUGGUGCCAGAGAACACCGUCCCGACCCCAGAAAUGGUCGGCAUGAUCACCACCAUCGUCGUGAAAGUGAAUCCGGAACGGGAUGAUGGCGAAACGAGAACGCAUUCCAUCAUUCCCAGAGGCUCUCUCUCUUUGAAAGUGUUGGCCGAGCUGCCGAUCAUAGUUGUCCUGAUGUAUCAGCUUUACAAGCUGAACAUUCACAACGUGGUGGCAGAAUUUGUGCCUUUGAUCAUGAACACAAUUAUUAUUCAGGUGUCGACACAAGCGAGGCAGCACAAACUUUACAACAAGGAAUUGUAUGCCGAUUUCAUCGCUGCGCAAAUUAAAACGUUAUCAUUCUUGGCUUACAUAAUACGGAUUUAUCAGGAACUAGUGGCAAAAUAUUCUCAGCAGAUGGUGAAAGGAAUGUUGCAGCUGCUGUCAAACUGCCCGGCAGAAACGGCUCACCUGAGAAAGGAACUCCUCAUUGCAGCCAAGCACAUUCUGACCACAGACUUGAGGAGCCAAUUUAUUCCAUGCAUGGACAAAUUGUUUGACGAAUCCAUUCUGAUCGGCUUGGGAUACACCGCUCGGGAAACCCUGAGACCCCUCGCCUACAGCACGUUGGCCGACCUGGUGCAUCACGUCCGCCAGCACCUGCCGCUCAACGACCUCUCGCUGGCCGUCCAGCUGUUCGCCAAGAACAUCGACGACGAGUCCCUGCCCAGCAGCAUCCAGACCAUGUCUUGCAAGCUCCUGCUGAACCUGGUGGACUGCAUCCGCUCCAAGAGCGAGCAGGAGAACGGCAAUGGCCGAGACAUCCUUAUGCGGAUGCUGGAGGUGUUUGUCCUCAAAUUCCAUACGAUCGCACGCUACCAACUCACAGUCAUUUUCAAGAAGUGCAAGCCACAGUCUGAACUGGGGGCAGUGGAAGGAGCACUGCCAGGGGUCCCAGCUGGUGCCAACGCGGCUCCCGGACCUGUCCCGUCUCCCGCUCCCACCACGCCUGUGACCUCUGCGGCAGGGCCCGUGUUCGAGAAGCAGGGGGAGAAGGAGAAGGAGGAUAAGCAGACAUUCCAAGUCACCGAUUGCCGGAGCUUGGUGAAGACCUUGGUCUGCGGUGUCAAGACAAUCACGUGGGGCAUCACCUCUUGCAAAGCGCCUGGCGAAGCCCAGUUCAUUCCUAACAAGCAACUUCAGCCGAAAGAGACUCAGAUUUAUAUAAAAUUGGUCAAAUACGCAAUGCAGGCUUUGGAUAUUUAUCAGGUUCAGAUAGCCGGAAACGGGCAGACGUACAUCCGUGUGGCGAACUGCCAAACGGUCCGUAUGAAAGAAGAGAAGGAAGUGCUGGAGCACUUUGCCGGGGUCUUCACCAUGAUGAACCCUUUGACUUUCAAAGAAAUCUUCCAGACGACGGUGCCGUACAUGGUCGAAAGAAUCUCGAAGAACUAUGCCCUUCAGAUCGUUGCCAAUUCCUUUCUGGCCAACCCCACAACCUCAGCUCUGUUUGCUACAAUUCUGGUGGAGUACCUUCUGGACCGCUUGCCUGAGAUGGGCUCCAACGUGGAGCUGUCAAACCUGUAUCUCAAGCUCUUCAAGCUGGUCUUUGGGUCUGUUUCGCUCUUCGCUGCAGAAAACGAACAAAUGCUGAAGCCGCACUUGCACAAAAUUGUGAACAGCUCCAUGGAGCUUGCACAGACGGCAAAGGAGCCCUACAACUAUUUCUUGCUCCUCCGGGCGCUCUUCCGGUCGAUCGGCGGUGGGAGCCACGAUCUGCUCUAUCAGGAAUUCCUGCCUUUGCUACCAAAUUUGCUGCAAGGUCUGAACAUGCUGCAGAGCGGUUUGCACAAGCAGCACAUGAAGGACUUGUUUGUGGAGCUCUGCCUCACGGUGCCGGUCCGGCUGAGCUCCUUGCUGCCGUACUUGCCGAUGCUGAUGGAUCCUUUGGUGUCGGCCUUAAAUGGGUCUCAGACGCUGGUCAGCCAGGGCUUGCGGACGCUGGAGCUGUGCGUGGAUAACUUGCAGCCGGACUUCCUGUAUGACCACAUUCAGCCCGUGCGAGCAGAACUGAUGCAGGCCUUGUGGCGGACCCUUCGCAAUCCCGCCGAGACCAUUUCCCACGUCGCUUACCGCGUCCUCGGCAAGUUUGGCGGAAGCAACCGGAAGAUGCUGAAGGAGUCCCAGAAGCUGCAGUACGUGGUGACCGAGAUUCAAGGGCCCAGCAUCACGGCCGAGUUCUCGGACUGCAAAGCAUCCAUCCAGCUCCCCAUGGAGAAGGCCAUCGAGACAGCUCUGGACUGCCUGAAGAGCGCAAACACGGAGCCGUACUAUCGGCGGCAGGCGUGGGAAGUGAUCAAAUGCUUCCUGGUGGCCAUGAUGAGCCUGGAUGACAACAAACACGCCCUGUAUCAACUUCUGGCUCAUCCCAACUUUACUGAGAAGUCCAUCCCCAGCGUCAUCAUUUCUCACCGCUACAAAGCUCAGGACACCCCUGCCCGCAGGACCUUCGAGCAGGCCUUGACGGGGGCAUUCAUGUCAGCUGUCAUCAAAGAUCUCCGCCCCAGCGCCCUGCCUUUUGUAGCCAGCCUGAUCCGCCAUUACACGAUGGUAGCGGUUGCCCAGCAGUGCGGCCCUUUCCUCCUCCAGUGUUACCAGGUGGGGAGCCAGCCCAGCACCGCCAUGUUCCACAGUGAAGAGAACGGCUCCAAAGGCAUGGACCCCUUGGUGCUGAUCGACGCCAUCGCCAUCUGCAUGGCGUACGAGGAGAAGGAGCUCUGCAAGAUCGGGGAGGUGGCCCUGGCCGUGAUCUUCGACGUGGCAAGCAUCAUCCUGGGCUCGAAGGAAAGGGCUUGCCAGCUGCCGCUGUUCUCGUACAUUGUGGAGCGUCUGUGCGCGUGCUGCUACGAACAGGCCUGGUACGCCAAGCUGGGGGGCGUGGUGUCCAUCAAGUUCCUCAUGGAGCGGCUGCCCCUCAUUUGGGUCCUCCAGAACCAGCAGACCUUCCUCAAGGCGCUCCUCUUUGUCAUGAUGGACCUGACCGGGGAGGUUUCCAACGGGGCGGUGGCAAUGGCCAAAACGACCCUGGAGCAGCUCUUGAUCCGCUGCGCGACGCCCUUGAAGGACGAGGAGAAGACGGAGGAGAUUCUGGCAGCCCAGGAGAAGUCCUUCCACCACGUGACCCAUGACCUGGUGCGGGAGGUGACCUCUCCGAACUCCACCGUGCGGAAGCAAGCCAUGCACUCCUUGCAGGUGCUUGCCCAGGUCACGGGGAAAAGCGUCACGGUCAUCAUGGAGCCACAUAAAGAGGUCCUCCAAGACAUGGUUCCUCCUAAAAAGCAUUUGCUGAGGCAUCAGCCUGCCAACGCCCAGAUUGGUUUGAUGGAGGGGAACACCUUUUGCACCACUCUCCAGCCCAGGCUGUUCACGAUGGAUCUCAACGUGGUGGAGCACAAAGUAUUUUAUACAGAGCUGUUGAAUUUGUGCGAAGCCGAAGACUGCGCUUUGAUGAAGCUGCCUUGUUACAAGAGCCUUCCUUCUCUGGUGCCUCUUCGGAUUGCGGCCCUCAAUGCCUUAGCUGCCUGCAAUUACUUGCCACAGUCGAGAGAAAAGAUCAUCGCCGCCCUGUUCAAGGCGCUUAACUCCACCAACAACGAACUCCAAGAGGCGGGAGAAGCUUGUAUGAGAAAGUUUUUAGAAGGUGCCACGAUCGAAGUCGACCAGAUCCACACCCACAUGAGGCCGCUGCUCAUGAUGCUGGGUGACUACCGAAGUUUGACGCUGAACGUCGUGAACCGCCUGACCUCCGUCACCCGGCUCUUCCCGAACUCUUUCAACGACAAGUUCUGUGAUCAGAUGAUGCAACAUCUGCGCAAAUGGAUGGAAGUGGUAGUGAUCACCCACAAAGGAGGCCAGAGGAGCGACGGAAAUGAGAGCAUUUCCGAGUGCGGGAGAUGUUCCUUGCCUCCCUUCGGUCAGUUUGAGGAAAUGAAGAUCUGUUCGGCCAUUAUAAACCUCUUCCACCUGAUCCCGGCUGCCCCUCAGACUUUGGUCAAGCCCCUGCUGGAGGUGGUGAUGAAGACAGAAAGGGCCAUGUUGAUAGAGGCUGGCAGCCCAUUCCGAGAACCCCUCAUUAAGUUUCUGACACGUCAUCCCUCCCAGACGGUGGAGCUAUUUAUGAUGGAAGCCACUUUGAAUGACCCACAGUGGAGCAGAAUGUUCAUGAGCUUUUUAAAGCACAAAGAUGCAAAACCCCUGCGCGACGUUUUGGCAGCAAAUCCAAACCGGUUCAUCACCUUGCUUUUACCUGGUGGUACCCAAGCGGCAGUCAGACCUGGCUCGCCCAGCACCAGCACCAUGCGUCUCGACCUCCAGUUCCAAGCGACCAAGAUCAUCAGCAUCAUUGUUAAGAACGACGAGAGCUGGCUGGCAAACCAGCAUUCCUUAGUGAGCCAGCUGAGGCGAGUGUGGGUCAGCGAAGCUUUCCAGGAAAGGCACCGGAAGGAGAACAUGGCGGCUACCAACUGGAAAGAACCCAAGCUGUUGGCUUACUGUUUGUUGAACUACUGCAAGAGAAAUUACGGGGACAUAGAACUGCUCUUCCAGCUUCUUCGAGCCUUCACCGGCCGUUUCCUCUGCAAUAUGACUUUCCUGAAGGAGUACAUGGAGGAAGAGAUUCCUAAAAACUACACCAUUGCACAGAAGCGGGCACUGUUCUUCCGCUUCGUCGACUUCAGCGAUCCCAACUUCGGAGACGAGCUCAAAGCCAAGGUUUUACAGCACAUCCUCAACCCCGCUUUCUUGUAUAGCUUUGAAAAGGGGGAAGGGGAGCAACUCCUGGGGCCCCCCAACCCGGAAGGGGACAACCCCGAAAGCAUCACCAGCGUGUUCAUCACCAAGGUUCUCGAUCCAGAGAAGCAAGCGGACAUGCUGGACUCGCUCCGGAUUUACCUCCUGCAGUUCGCCACGCUGCUGGUGGAGCACGCCCCGCACCACAUUCACGACAACAACAAGAACCGGAACAGCAAGCUGCGGCGUCUCAUGACCUUCGCCUGGCCGUGCCUCCUCUCCAAGGCCUGCGUGGAUCCGGCCUGCAAAUACAGCGGGCAUUUGAUCCUGGCGCACAUCAUUGCAAAGUUUGCCAUUCACAAGAAGAUUGUUUUGCAGGUGUUUCACAGCCUCCUGAAGGCCCACGCCAUGGAAGCCCGUGCCAUCGUUCGGCAAGCGAUGGCGAUCCUGACGCCAGCGGUGCCCGCCCGCAUGGAGGAUGGCCACCAGAUGCUCACUCACUGGACCAGGAAGAUAAUCGUGGAAGAGGGUCACACUGUUCCUCAGCUGGUCCACAUUUUGCAUUUGAUUGUCCAGCAUUUCAAGGUUUAUUUUCCGGUGAGGCACCAUUUAGUCCAGCACAUGGUGAGUGCCAUGCAGAGGCUGGGCUUCACCCCCAGCGUGACCAUUGAGCAAAGGAAACUGGCUGUCGACCUGGCGGAAGUGGUGAUCAAGUGGGAACUGCAACGCAUCAAAGACCAGCAGCCGGAUUCGGACAUGGAUCAGAGCGCGGGCGGGGAAGGAGCAAGUUCGUCCUCCUCUGUCGUCAAGAGGGGCCUGUCUGUUGAUUCCGGCCAAGAGGUGAAGCGGUUCAGAACUACUACAGGAGCAAUGAGUGCGGUGUUCGGACGCAGCCAGUCAUUGCCGGGGGCCGACGCGCUCCUUUCGAAGCCCAUUGACAAACAACACACAGAUACGGUUGUCAACUUCCUCAUUAGAAUUGCUUGCCAGGUAAAUGACAACUCCAACACGGCCGGCUCUCCUGGAGAACUGCUCUCCCGCCGCUGCGUUAACCUUCUGAAGACAGCUUUACGGCCGGAUAUGUGGCCGAAGUCGGAACUCAAACUGCAGUGGUUUGAUAAGCUUCUGAUGACCGUGGAACAGCCUAACCAGGCCAACUUUGCUAACAUCUGCACCGGCUUGGAGGUCCUCAGCUUCCUUCUGACGGUGCUGCAGUCUUCGGCGAUCCUGAGCAGCUUCAAACCUCUGCAGCGGGGCAUCGCGUCCUGCAUGACUUGCGGAAACACCAAAGUCCUGAGAGCCGUUCACAGUCUCCUGUCCCGCUUGAUGAGCACCUUCCCUACAGAACCAAGCACUUCGAGCGUGGCCUCCAAGUAUGAAGAACUGGAGUGUCUCUAUGCUGCUGUCGGGAAGGUUAUCUACGAAGGACUGACUAAUUAUGAAAAAGCAACCAAUGCAAACCCUUCUCAGCUUUUUGGUACUUUAAUGAUCCUGAAGUCUGCGUGCAGCAACAAUCCCAGUUAUAUAGACAGACUGAUUUCGGUCUUCAUGCGGUCCCUGCAGAAGAUGGUGCGGGAGCACUUGAACCAGCAGGCACAAGCGGGGACAGCAGAAGCAAACACAGCCGGCACAAGCGAACUGGUCAUGCUGAGCUUGGACCUUGUGAAAACCCGCCUCGCCGUGAUGAGCAUGGAGAUGAGGAAGAACUUCAUCCAAGCCAUCCUGACGUCUCUCAUCGAAAAAUCGAACGAUGCCAAAAUCCUCCGGGCGGUGGUGAGGAUCGUGGAAGAGUGGGUGAAAAACAACUCCCCGACAGCUGCCAGCCAGACACCUACCCUCCGAGAGAAGUCCAUUUUGUUAGUAAAAAUGAUGACCUACAUUGAAAAACGUUUUCCAGAGGACCUUGAAUUAAAUGCCCAGUUCUUAGACCUUGUUAACUAUGUCUAUAGGGACGAAAGCCUCUCUGGAAGCGAGCUGACGGCCAAGCUGGAGCCGGCCUUCCUCUCGGGACUCCGCUGCGCUCAGCCGCUCAUCCGGGCCAAGUUCUUCGAGGUCUUCGACAACUCGAUGAAGCGCCGGGUCUACGAGCGCCUGCUCUACAUCACCUGCUCUCAGAACUGGGAGGCCAUGGGCAGCCACUUCUGGAUCAAGCAGUGCAUCGAGCUCUUACUGGCCGUGUGCGAAAGGAACACUGCGAUUGGGACGAGCUGCCAAGGGGCCAUGCUCCCGUCCAUCACCAACGUUAUCAACCUGGCCGACAGCCACGACCGGGCAGCCUUCGCCAUGGUGACCCACGUCAAGCAGGAGCCUCGCGAAAGAGAAAACAGCGAAUCCAAAGAAGAGGAUGUGGAGAUAGACAUCGAGCUAGCCCCUGGCGAUCAAACCAGCACACCCAAAACCAAAGAACUGUCUGAAAAGGACAUCGGCAACCAGCUGCACAUGUUGACCAACAGGCACGACAAGUUCCUCGACUCUCUCAGGGAAGUAAAGACCGGAGCGCUGCUCAGCGCCUUUGUGCAACUGUGCCACAUUUCCACGCCUUUAGCCGAAAAGACCUGGAUCCAACUUUUCUCCCGGUUGUGGAAAAUCCUCUCUGACCGGCAGCAGCAUGCCCUAGCGGGCGAGAUCAGCCCUUUCCUGUGCAGCGGCAGCCACCAGGUGCAGCGUGACUGCCAGCCGAGCGCCCUGAACUGCUUUGUGGAGGCCACGUCGCAGUGCGUCCCCCCCAUCCCCAUCCGGCCCUGCGUGCUGAAGUACUUGGGCAAGACCCACAACCUCUGGUUCCGCUCGACGCUCAUGCUGGAGCACCAGGCCUUCGAGAAGGGACUCAGCCUGCAGAUCAAGUCCAAGCAGACCUCCGAAUUUUACGAGCAGGAAAGCAUCACGCCUCCCCAACAGGAAAUACUCGAUUCUGCUGAGCUGUACUCCUUGCUGCAAGAGGAAGACAUGUGGGCCGGGCUAUGGCAGAAGCGUUGCAAAUUUCCCGAGACCACCGCGAUCGCCUACGAACAGCACGGCUUCUUUGAGCAGGCCCAAGAAACCUACGAAAAGGCGAUGGAUAAAGCCAAGAAAGAGCAUGAGAGGAGUAACGCCUCCCCUGCUGUUUUCCCCGAGUAUCAGCUCUGGGAAGACCACUGGAUUCGGUGCUCCAAAGAGUUGAACCAGUGGGAAGCCUUGACUGAGUACGGGCAGUCCAAGGGUCACAUCAAUCCCUACCUGGUUCUGGAAUGUGCAUGGCGGGUCUCCAACUGGACUGCCGUGAAGGAGGCCCUGGUGCAGGUGGAGCUGAGCUGCCCCAAGGAGAUUACCUGGAAGGUCAACAUGUACCGGGGCUAUUUGGCCAUCUGCCACCCAGAAGAGCAGCAGCUGAACUACAUUGAGCGGCUGGUGGAGAUGGCCAGCGGCCUGGCCAUUCGCGAGUGGCGAAGGCUCCCUUACGUGGUGUCUCACGUCCACACGCCACUUCUUCAGGCAGCGCAACAGAUCAUCGAACUGCAAGAGGCGGCCCAGAUAAAUGCUGGGUUGCAGCCGGCGAACCUCGGUCGCAACAACAGCCUGCAUGACAUGAAGACGGUGGUGAAGACCUGGCGGAACAGGCUGCCCAUCGUGUCGGACGACUUGUCCCAUUGGAGCAGCAUUUUCAUGUGGCGGCAGCAUCACUACCAAGCCAUUGUCGGCGCGUACGAGAACAGCUCCCAGCACGAUCCCAGUUCCAACAACGCUAUGCUGGGCGUUCACGCCUCGGCGUCGGCAAUCAUUCAAUACGGGAAGAUCGCACGGAAGCAAGGGCUGGUCAACGUGGCCCUGGACAUCCUGAGCCGCAUCCACACCAUCCCGACGGUGCCCAUCGUGGACUGCUUCCAGAAGAUCCGGCAGCAAGUCAAGUGCUACCUGCAGCUGGCUGGCGUGAUGGGGAAGAACGAGUGCAUGCAGGGCCUGGAGGUGAUUGAGUCAACAAACCUGAAGUACUUUACCAAGGAGAUGACGGCAGAAUUCUACGCCCUCAAGGGAAUGUUUUUGGCUCAGAUUAACAAGUCCGAAGAAGCCAACAAAGCUUUCUCCGCCGCUGUGCAGAUGCAUGACGUCCUGGUGAAAGCCUGGGCGAUGUGGGGGGAUUACCUGGAGAACAUCUUUGUGAAGGAGCGCCAGCUGCACCUCGGCGUCUCGGCCAUCACCUGCUAUUUACACGCUUGCCGCCAUCAGAACGAGAGCAAGUCGCGGAAGUAUUUAGCCAAGGUUCUUUGGCUCCUGAGCUUCGAUGACGACAAGAACACCUUGGCGGAAGCUAUCGACAAGUACUGCGUGGGGGUCCCGCCCAUCCAGUGGCUGGCUUGGAUCCCCCAGCUGUUAACCUGCCUGGUUGGGUCUGAGGGCAAACUCCUCCUGAACCUCAUCAGUCAGGUUGGCCGAGUCUACCCCCAAGCCGUCUACUUCCCGAUCAGGACCCUCUACUUAACCCUGAAGAUAGAGCAACGUGAACGCUACAAAAGCGAUUCCGGGCAGCAGCAGCCAAGUUCAGUAGGAAGCCAGUCGCAUUCCGCCUCUGACCCUGGGCCGAUCAGAGCCACCGCUCCGAUGUGGCGUUGCAGCCGGAUCAUGCACAUGCAGCGGGAACUGCACCCAACGCUCCUUUCCUCUCUGGAGGGGAUUGUCGACCAGAUGGUGUGGUUCCGAGAAAACUGGCACGAGGAGGUCCUUCGGCAGCUGCAGCAAGGCUUGGCCAAAUGCUACUCGGUGGCCUUUGAGAAAUGCGGCGCAGUUUCCGAUGCCAAGAUCACCCCACACACGCUGAAUUUUGUCAAGAAACUCGUCAGCACCUUUGGGGUCGGCCUGGAGAAUGUCUCUAACGUCUCCACCAUGUUCUCCAGCGCCGCUUCAGAGUCACUAGCCAGGAGGGCCCAGGCCACGGCUCAAGAUCCCGUCUUCCAGAAACUCAAAGGCCAGUUCACAACAGACUUCGACUUCAGCGUGCCGGGCUCCAUGAAACUCCACAAUCUCAUUUCGAAGCUGAAGAAGUGGAUCAAAAUCCUCGAGGCGAAAACCAAGCAGCUGCCCAAGUUCUUCCUCAUUGAGGAGAAGUGUCGCUUUCUCAGCAACUUCUCGGCCCAGACGGCCGAAGUGGAGAUACCCGGCGAGUUCCUCAUGCCGAAGCCCACCCACUAUUACAUCAAGAUCGCACGAUUUAUGCCCAGAGUGGAGAUAGUGCAAAAACACAACACCGCAGCCCGGAGACUCUACAUCCGAGGCCACAAUGGAAAGAUCUACCCGUACCUGGUCAUGAACGACGCUUGCCUGACGGAGUCGCGCCGGGAAGAGCGGGUGCUCCAGCUCCUUCGCCUCCUGAACCCCUGUUUGGAAAAGCGGAAGGAGACCACCAAGAGGCACCUUUUUUUCACAGUCCCCCGGGUCGUGGCCGUCUCUCCCCAGAUGCGCUUGGUCGAAGACAAUCCCUCCUCGCUCUCCCUGGUGGAGAUCUACAAGCAGCGCUGCGCCAAGAAGGGGAUCGAACACGACAGCCCCAUUUCCCGUUACUACGACCGACUGGCCACCGUCCAGGCCCGAGGGACCCAGGCCAGCCAUCAGGUCCUCCGAGAUAUUCUGAAGGAGGUCCAAGGCAACAUGGUGCCGCGCAGCAUGCUGAAGGAGUGGGCCCUGCACACCUUCCCCAACGCCACCGAUUACUGGACCUUCCGGAAGAUGUUCACUAUCCAGCUGGCCUUGAUCGGCUUUGCUGAAUUUGUCUUCCACUUGAACAGGCUCAACCCUGAGAUGUUGCAGAUUGCUCAGGACACCGGCAAGCUGAACGUGGCCUAUUUCCGCUUCGACAUCAACGAUGCGACCGGGGAUCUUGACGCCAACCGCCCCGUGCCGUUCCGCCUGACCCCCAACAUUUCCGAAUUCCUCACCACCAUUGGCGUCUCUGGCCCUCUGACGGCUUCCAUGAUUGCAGUGGCUCGCUGCUUUGCGCAGCCGAACUUUAAGGUCGACGGCAUCCUGAAGACGGUCCUGCGAGACGAAAUAAUCGCUUGGCACAAGAAGACACAGGAAGAUACCUCGUCCCCGCUCUCGGCCGCCGGCCAGCCCGAAAACAUGGACAGCCAGCAGCUGGUCUCUCUGGUCCAGAAAGCUGUGACGGCCAUCAUGACCCGACUACACAACCUGGCGCAGUUUGAAGGAGGGGAGAGCAAGGUGAACACGUUGGUAGCCGCGGCCAACAGCUUGGACAACCUCUGCCGCAUGGAUCCCGCCUGGCACCCUUGGCUCUGAACCGGGGCUGGGGGGGCACACGCUUUUCGAUUGGCUUGCGAAGUUCUUGUAGCGUAAUGACGACGAGGGGUGGGGAGAGAUAAAAAUGUGAAAAGUAUCCGUGGCUCACUCCAUCCCUCCUACGACCACUCCUAACCUCCCCUCCCCGGGGGCCCCUCCGUCUUUGGCGUGAUCACGUUUACAGAAGUACUGCUGUUUUUUAAAAUGCCCUUUUCGAAGCAAUUUCUCAUGCUCGUGACGCUGCUUUUUUUUUUUUUACGAACAGCUGGAAAUUGGGGGAGGGGGAAGACUUACAUAGCGCACAGAAGAAAUCUUGCUUUAAGUCAAACGUGGAGAUAUUGACGUUGCUUUGCCAGCUGAGGAUCCGACCCGCGUUGAGCUUCUAAGGCCUUUUUAUACACGUUGAAGAAAGCGAGCGUUGCUACAUGGUGGGAACGUGCUGUAUGGACUUUUUUUUGUGGGGGGGGGGCUACUCAGAACAAAGUUCUCCUUCCUCUUUUGCCUUCACCUUGGUACCAAGACGGCUUGAAAUAGUGUUUUAAUCCAAUUGGAAACAUACAUGAGCUACAGUGAAUUUGUACAGUUUUUUUAAACAAUGUAUAGGAGACUGCUGUGUUUUUGCUUGUAGUUCGAGCAAUGUUCACAUUGUGUUAGGAGUGGGUAUUUCUUUCUUUUUCUUCCCCCUGGGGGUGGAGGGGCCUGCUGUACAGCGGAAAAAAUGGACCUGUCAUUGAUGUCUAGUUUAGUAGUUUGCCUCUGCGUAAAAAGGGAAUUUAUAUAGUUAUCAUCAAAAGAUGUAUUUGGAUGGAACCAGUGUAACAGUUUAAAAAAACCCAAAAAAGUAUAAGAUAAAGCGGAUAUUUUUUUGAACUUUGAGGCAUUUAAAUGUCUAUCGAUAAAGUAGCUUCCUGAGGGGAGAGGGGGAAACGUUUUUAGCUUUUUACCUUUGUAAUUUUUAAAAAAAGAGAGAGAAAGAUAUUAAAAGACUUUUUGUUUUGAGUCCAUGUUAGUGUGUAUAUAUAAAUACACACGCACACCUUAAAGUGUUGAGAACGUUCAAGUUAAAAUUUUGUACAGGAUGACCUUUUUUUUUUCCAAAAUAAAUAUUUUCUAAAAUGCUUUCAAAGCACCCAUUUUCCUGCAGCUAAGAGUAUCGUUUUGGGAAAUUGAAAUAAAUGGCAGCCCAAAAAAAGAAAUGAAAAAAGCUUCCAAAACAGACAGAAGGAAUUGUAGCACAGAUAUUUGUCUUCAGCCUCCUUCAUUACAUUUUGUUUAAUUUUACUUCAUUAAUAACCCAGCCUUUCUCCCCCCCCCAGUUGUAACCCCCCCCCCCACCCUGAACCUCAUCUACGGGAAGGGCGGGGUAAAAAUAAAAUAAAAUAAAAAUAAUUAAAUAACUCAAA
Heteronotia binoei (common prickly gecko) is the source of this 13112-nucleotide messenger RNA. RefSeq names its product transformation/transcription domain associated protein (gene TRRAP). The record is from RefSeq and is a predicted model, not a curated record. Gene Ontology annotation, molecular function: protein binding; transcription coregulator activity. NCBI's taxonomy places the organism in Eukaryota, Metazoa, Chordata, Lepidosauria, Squamata, Gekkonidae. Gene Ontology annotation, biological process: regulation of DNA-templated transcription; DNA repair. Gene Ontology annotation, cellular component: SAGA complex; NuA4 histone acetyltransferase complex; nucleus.